This is a messenger RNA of Staurois parvus, 477 nucleotides long. The record is from the annotation of a GenBank genome assembly. NCBI's taxonomy places the organism in Eukaryota, Metazoa, Chordata, Amphibia, Anura, Ranidae.
AUGGACUACAUGGUCUACUUUAAUAUUUUUGGAUGGGUUUUUCUUCCUAUGUUGGUUAUUUUGGCUUUAUAUAUUGAAGUGUUCUAUCUAAUCAGAAAACAUAUCAGAAAAAACAUUUCAAAUACUGGAAGCAGGGGACUCUUCUAUGGCAAGGAAUACAAAACUGCAAAAUCCCUUGCCCUGGUUUUUUUGCUGUUUGCAAUCAGCUGGUUGCCUUUGUCUAUUCUUAAUUGUUAUAUUUACUUUACUGAAGGCACUCAACGUUCCAAUGCAUUUAAGUGGUUCAUAUAUAUAGCCAUACUGCUGUCCCAUGCUAACUCAGCAAUGAAUCCCAUUGUCUAUGCUUUCAAAAUAAAGAAAUUUAAAGAAUCAUAUUCCCAAAUUAUAAGAACAUAUAUCCUGCACAAAGUGAGAUUGACUGAAAGUUCGAGUGCGGAGCACACGUUGGAUGACAUAUCUCAAGACUGUGUCGAAUGA